GUUGAAAGAGAGACGUAUAAGAGAGACGUGUGUUCGAAGUGCAGAGAGAGAGGGAGAAAGAAGUGGAGAGAGACGCAGAGACGGAGAGGAGGAGAGACAGAGAGACAUGGAGAGAGACUAAGCAAGGGUUGCACUGGGUGAGAGGCAGGAAGAGCUCAGCUGCCCCUGGAGUCCCAGCCCCGCCUUCAUGCCCGGCAGGUGCCCCACCUGGCCCAUCCUCCCAGGGAAGCCUCGGCCUGUGCUGCAGGCGAUCUGACUCCCAGUCCUCCAGGUGGUUGAGGAGCACCUGCAGACCAGAGGAUGGCCCAGGUCCUGCAUGUACCAGCCCCCUUCCCAGGACCCAUUCUUUGGGCAGAUAAACCGUGACUCUCCGGGAACAUCAGCCUUCACCCUGAGAUGGGGACAGCAGAGUUCAGAGGCAGUGGCAUUUCUCCCCACCCCAGGGACCCCUGGCCCAGCCUCCCCGCCGGCCUUCCCUGCCAAGGAGCCUGACCCGCCCUACUCCGUGGAGACGCCCUACGGCUACCGCCUUGACCUGGACUUCCUCAAGUAUGUGGACGACAUCGAGAAGGGCCACACACUACGGCGCGUGGCCGUGCAGCGGCGGCCCCGUCUGGGCUCCCUGCCGCGUGGCCCCGGCUCCUGGUGGACGUCCACCGAGUCCUUGUGCUCCAACGCCAGCGGGGACAGCCGCCAGUCAGCCUACUCCUAUUGCGGCCGUGGCUUCUACCCACAGUACGGUGCCCUGGAGGCCCGCGCCGGCUUCAACCCGCGUGUGGAGCGCACGCUGCUGGACGCCCGUCGCCGCCUGGAGGACCAGGCGUCCGCACCCACCAGCCUGGGCUCCCUGACCCCCAGCGCGGCAGGUUCAACCAGCUCGUUGGUGGGCGUGGGGCUGCCACCCAAUACGCCACGGGGCUCGGGACUGUCCACACCAGUGCCACCCAGCGCUGGGCACCUGGCCCACGUGCGGGAGCAGAUGGCAGGUGCCUUGCGAAAGCUGCGGCAGCUGGAGGAGCAAGUGAAGCUGAUCCCCAUGCUCCAGGUGAAGCUGUCGGUGCUGCAGGAGGAGAAACGACAGCUCACGGUGCAGCUCAAGAGCCAGAAAUUCCUGGGCCAUCCCGCAGGGGCCCGGGGCCGCGGCGAGCUCUGCCUGGACCUUCCCGAGCCCCCCGAGGGCCUGGCAGCGCUCGGGACCCGGAGCGUGGGCACCUGGGUCCGUGAGCAGGACUUGGGCAUGCCCGAUGGGGAGGCAGCCCUGGCCGCCAAGGUUGCCGUGCUGGAGACCCAGCUCAAGAAAGCGCUCCGGGAGCUGCAGGCAGCUCAGGCCCAGCAGGCCGAUGCCCAGCCCCAGGCCUGGCCACCGCUGGACAGCCCCGUCCGCGCAGACACUGUCCGGGUGGUGGAGGGCCCACGAGAGGUGGAGGUGGUGGCCAGCACCACGGCUGGGGCCCCUGCCCAGAGGGCCCAGAGUCUGGAGCCCUACGGGGCAGGGCUACGGGCCCUGGCAACACCUGGAGGGGCUGAGAGUCCUCCCGUGUUCCGUACCCAUGAGGUGGUGGAGACGGUGUUCCCAGCACCCACUGCGCCUACUGGCAGCACCCACCUGGUGAAGAAGAUCAGCAUCACGGAGCGAAGCUGCAAUGGGGCAGCAGGUCCCCCACAGGCUCCUGCAGAGUCGUCCUCAUCACCCCGAGGGUCUGCAGAGGCCCCCGUGGCCCAGCCCGAGAAGAACGCAGGUGGGGUGCCCGCCCAAGACACCACCAGCAGGGAGCCCACCAGGCAGGCAGCCUCAUAUGAGGCAGAAGAGGCCAGGGGUGCAGGUGGGCCCCAGGUGGGCGCGCAGUCCAUCAUGAGGCGCAAAGAGGAGCCCGCCGACCCCACGACCAGUUGGAGGAGCCCCCAGUUUGUGGGGGUCAAUGGCGGGUAUGAGUCCUCCUCCGAGGACUCCAGCACAGCAGAGAACUUCUCCGACAAUGAGAGCACAGAGAAUGAGGCCCCAGAGCCAGAGCAGAGGGUUCCAAGUGUGGCUGAAGCCCCCCAGCUCAGGCCCUCGGGGAUGGCGGCCGCCAAGACCAGUGGAGAGGAGUGCCAGCUGUCUCAGGAGUCUCCGCGGGCGCCCGCAGCUGAGGGUGCGUCAGGAUCAAGUUCGGAGGAAGAGAUCCGGAUGGAGCUCAGCCCCGACCUCAUCUCAGCCUGCCUGGCCCUGGAAAAGUACCUGGACAACUCGAAUGCCCUCACUGAGCGGGAGCUGAAGGUGGCCUACACCACGGUGCUGCAGGAGUGGCUGCGCCUGGCCUGCCACAGCGACGCCCACCCCGAGCUUGUGCGGCGCCACCUGGUCACCUUCCGGGCCAUGUCCGUGCGGCUGCUGGACUACGUGGUGAACAUCGCCGACAGCAACGGCAACACGGCGCUGCACUACUCCGUGUCUCACGCCAACUUCCCCGUGGUGCGGCAGCUGCUCGGCAGCGGUGUCUGUCGGGUGGACAAGCAGAACCGCGCUGGCUACAGCCCCAUCAUGCUCACCGCUCUGGCUACUUUGAAGACCCAGGACGACAUUGAGACUGUCCUGCAGCUCUUCCGCCUUGGAAACGUCAACGCCAAAGCCAGCCAGGCGGGGCAGACAGCCCUGAUGCUGGCAGUCAGCCACGGGCGGGUAGACGUGGUCAAAGCCCUGCUGGCCUGCGAGGCGGAUGUCAACGUGCAGGAUGACGACGGCUCCACGGCCCUCAUGUGUGCCUGCGAGCACGGCCACAAGGAGAUCACGGGGCUGCUGCUGGCUGUGCCCAGCUGUGACAUCUCCCUCACCGACCGCGAUGGGAGCACGGCUUUGAUGGUGGCCUUGGACGCAGGGCAGAGUGAAAUCGCGUCCAUGCUGUACUCCCGCAUGAACAUCAAGUGCUCGUUUGCGCCCAUGUCAGAUGACAGUCCCACAUCAUCCUCCGCAGAAGAGUAGCCGCCAGAGGGACUGACCCGUGCCGGAGCGAGCGAGCCGGCCCUCCUGCCUGGGCCCUUGUCCCUUCUCUGCCCCCUCCCUGGCCAGCACCCCUGCUGGACCCACCAAGGCCCAAGUCUCAAAGGCAAGGGGGCUUUUCCUCUGCUUCCCUGGGGAGCUGCCGACAGCAACAAGACGACAGCUUCACGCGGGUUUUUCCCGGUGCCCCAGUUCAAAGCAGCCCCAGCGCAGACCAGACCAGAGCCGAAUUCUUACAUAAAUUGGCGCCAGUGGCUGAUGCCGGGACGUGGGUUUAUGAAGAACUCUGAGAACAAUCAACCGGCAAUUAUGGAUGGAGGAGGUUGAGAGGGAAAAAUCGUGUGUUCUUGAAUCACGGUCGGGGAGGGCGGGGAAAACCUAUCCCUUGUUGCCAAAUUCUCGUUGAAAUUGUUCGUUGAAAAUGGCUAGAAUUGCAUAUUUUCACGUUCAUCCUGAAUGUCAUUACGCCCGGGGCACGUCUGGGGUGGCUCACCCGCCCUCCUCACCUCCCCACAUGUAAUUGUCUGGUAUAGAAUAGGGUUUUGUCCACUAUCCCCGCCCCCCGAGAUGGCUUUCUUGGGGGGAUUUCCUUCUGGUGUCUUCACAGAACAGAUUCUGUCCUUGUCACCCGGGCGAGGAAGUUCAGUCCUCCAUUCUGCUUUCUCACUGGCAUUCCAGUGGGGCGCUCAGGACCCACCCAGCAGCCGGGCUGUGUGAGCCAUUCACAUGGAGAAAUUACCCAGGAGUCUGUCCCGUCCCUGCAUGGAGGCUCUGGCAAAUAUUAAUUUUCCUAGAAAAUCCUUCAGACCCGGAGAUGCAGGAAAUGAAUCCAGUUCCCAGCGCAGCUGCUCAGUCCCUGGGCUUAGAAUCCUGGUAACGGGGCCGUCCUUACCCUCCCCAGACUCCAGACCUCAAAGGAAAUCAAACAGGGCAUGUGCUUGUUGGCGAAACCCAGGUUGAGCGCCACAAAUUCCAUGUGUGCACAAUUAAAAGUUGGCUGCCCCUGAGGGCUCCCAGUGCAACUUAAAGCGAUAGCUUUGCCGAAAACCAAACAAGGGCCAGCUGGGGUUUUAUUUUUUUUUAACAACCUACGGGCAUCCCCGAGCUGCCUGCUGGAAACAGGGCCCGCCAGACACCCGCAGUUUCCUUCAUGGCCUGUGUUGUCCGCCAGAAUCUCAACAUACAUUUAUCUUUCCUGUUUCUUUAUGAACACACACACAAAAAGGAUGGGUUCUGAGCCCCCAGAAGGACCUGUGGCAGGGAAGGAAGGUCCCUAGCUAGAAGGUGUCCUCUGCCCUCUCACCCCAUUCUCAGCUCAGCCACCACAGCAAGAGAGAGCAGUUCCUGAGAGCUUAUGUUCCUUAGGCAAAGCAAAGUGCUGGCCUCUCUCCUAGAAAAGUAGGUUUCUUGGCUUGACGGAGCGUGGUUUGCUUUGAUGUCGAUUGGAAGGAUGCACCUAAGAGACAAGAGUUUGGCUGGUCGAGAGAGGGAGUGUGUGUGUGUGUGUGUGUGUGUGUGAAUCGGAGAGAACAAAUCACAGCUGAUGAGGCCCACUGCCGGUGUCUGAUGGAAAGCCUCACCUGUGGAGAGCUUUGAGAAGCGGUGCAGGAGUUGUGCGCCUCUGUGUCCAGCCCCAGAGCCAGCGGGUGUGUUUAUUUUAAGCUCUGAGAAGCAGCUCAUUUACCGCCCAGAUAAGUCCGUAUCUGUCCCUGUGUUCCCUUCCUCCCAGCCCCACUGGGCCUGGCGUGGUGGGCUACAGCAGACCCGGCCUUCAUCCUUGUACUCUUCUCACGUGUAUUCAUGACCUUUAACUUCACUUUCCAACCACGGUAUGUCCAUAAAGACAGUAUUACACUUAAAUGAAGUAUUCCUUUUUGUAAUCGUUUUUUUUUAGAAAGUAAAGGAAUUUAAUAAAGCUGCCUUAUGAUAAUG
Messenger RNA from Manis javanica (Malayan pangolin), 4909 nucleotides. RefSeq names its product KN motif and ankyrin repeat domains 2 (gene KANK2). Gene Ontology annotation, biological process: negative regulation of transcription by RNA polymerase II; negative regulation of cell population proliferation; negative regulation of vitamin D receptor signaling pathway. Gene Ontology annotation, molecular function: protein binding. Gene Ontology annotation, cellular component: cytoplasm. Lineage: Eukaryota; Metazoa; Chordata; Mammalia; Pholidota; Manidae. The record is from RefSeq and is a predicted model, not a curated record.